AUGAGUGGACAGUUAAAGUCUCCCGAACUGAAAAAGAAAAAGAAGGAGAAGGGGAUGAAAUCAAAGCAUAAAUCGAAGCCAGGAUCGAAGCACGGAUCGAAGCCAGGAUCGAAGCAUGGAUCGAAGCCAGGAUCGAAGCAUGGAUUGAAGACUAAAGGGACUAAACAUGGAAAAGGGAAAAAAGGAAGAAAACACUCGAAACAUGAUCCGAAUAAACCGAGAAAAAAGAAAAAGAGCAAGGACUCGGAAAAACCUCUUCCAGGAUCAGGUCCAACCUCGAUUCCAUCAAAAUCUGUUCCGAAGAAAAGUGAGAAAACAGGAGUAGAAGGCACACCGAAGACUGUUGAAAAAUUGGUGACAGUUGAGAACAAUUCGGGAAGUCUUCGUGUGGAAAAAACUCAACUUUCGGAUGAUAGUCUUCGUCGUAAAAAAGAGAACAAGGAAAACAAGAAAAAGGAAAAAGAUGAGAAGAAGAAAACAUCGAAAUCAGAUGUGGAGAAGGAUGAGUAUAAAAAGAAAAAGAAAGAAGAGAAAGAAGGGAAAAAGGAAGUCAAAGUAGAGGAAAAAAAAGAGAAAAAGGAAAAAGAGCCGAAAGUGAAACCAGUCGCACCGGGAUCAGCAGUUGACCAAUCACCUCCAACAGCGGAGAAGAAAACUAAAAGUAGUGUGGAUGGUACUCCAGAUGACUCAAAGAAGAAGAUGAAGGAGGAGCCGAAAGUAGCAACUCCAGAUGCAAAAACUCCAGAAACAGUUGGUCCGCCGAUGAUGGAAAUAAAGAAAGAAGGAUCAAAGAAAGAAUUGAAAGAAGGAAACAAGAAUGGAUCAGAUGAGGGAAAAUUGGAAUCAGAACAUGAUAAUCUGGUAGAGGAACCACCGAAAAAGAAAAACAAUGAUGAUUCGAAUUUGAAAAAGCAGAAAUCUGAGAGUUUCAGACUGAAAAAGACGCAAUCUUUGUCGCCUGUGAACAUUGCCGCGCCGAUAGCUCCAGGACCACCGGGAAAACAGAUCAUUAGACCACAUCCAGAUCCUAAUAACGAGAUUGUGAUGAACACUCCACCACUUUCUGAUCGAUCCGGAAAACUGAAAGCCGUUGAAGCACAACGUUCAGAGUUGGAUCAACCGCUUCCAGAACCAGAAUUUGUUCUGAAUCAUGGAGACACGAGAGUGAAGAAGAUAGAUAUCAAAAAACAAGCUUUUGACUAUAUUGCCUACAAUCGACAUGAUCUGAAACUGAAGCAAGCGGACUUCGCGAAAAAUAUGGCUGUUGCUCUCAGUGACAUUGGCAUCAACAAAGAGCUCCUAAUGCUUACAAUUGUCAACUUAAAGAAUUCUGGGCAAAUCUCAAAAAGUGAAAUGGAUGCAGUUCUCAAAGACAUUUUUGUAGUGAAGAAGAUGUCAAUUAGUUUUUCUCAAGUAUCUUUUCUUCUCAAAACUCAUUGUGAAAUGUACAAAUCGAGCAAAAACAAUAGCAAGGAGGUAGUGCAUGUGGAUGUUUAG
Molecule: messenger RNA, 1497 nt
Organism: Caenorhabditis remanei
Lineage: Eukaryota; Metazoa; Nematoda; Chromadorea; Rhabditida; Rhabditidae
Exons: 9
Coding region: 1-1497 (498 amino acids)
Source: RefSeq, a predicted model, not a curated record